AUGAGGGCAACCGGACUCCUCUUGGCAGCAGGCCUAAUGGUCACCUUGGCCGUUGGCAAGCCCGUCAAGCAGCGCUCUGCUUUCGCUGUCAAGGACUCUCACCACGUGCCUCGCAGGUGGACUGAGGCCCGCCUCCCUGAUGCUGACCACAAGAUCGCACUGCGCAUCGGUCUGAAGCAAGGUUUUUUCUCAGACCUGGAGCGGCAGCUGUACGAGGUGUCUGAUCCCGACCACCAAUUCUACGGUCACCAUCUCACGGCCCAAGACGUUCACAAGUUGGUCGAGCCCUCCGAUGAGACCUUGGACCAGGUUCAUGAGUGGCUGGCCGACUAUGGCGUAGACAAGUCAAAGCUGGACUACAGCCCGGCCAAGGACUGGAUCACUGUCACCCUCCCCGUCGCCGACAUCGAGCAGAUGCUGAACACCAAGUACUCGAUCUACCGUCAUGACGAUGGCUCGGAGGUUGUGCGUACUCCAAAGUGGUCUCUGCCGCUCCACCUCCACGAUCACAUCGACACGAUCCAGCCGACCAACUCCUGGUUCCGCGCCAGGCCCAAGGCCUUCGCACUCAAGGUCGAGACGCUCGAGGACCCGAAGCCAGCCACGACGCUGUGCAGCAACGGCUCCGUAACUGACGUCUGCGUCUGGGAUCACGUCACCCCCACUUGCCUGAGGACACUGUACGGAACCAUCGACUACCAGACACGGUCUGCAGACACCAAUAUCAUGGGCCUGGUCAACUACCUCGGCGAGUCCAACAACCGCAACGACACCUUCCAGUUCCUCUCCAAGUAUAGACCCGAGGCAAAGUCCGGGGCCUACGACUUCAAGUUCGACUCCAUUGCGAACGGCACGACCUCGCAAAUCUAUACCAACCGAUCGAUCGAAGACCAGACCAACAUCGAGGGCAACCUCGACGUCCAAGCCAUGCUGGGGAUCGGCUGGCCAACCAGACUCAUCGCCUACUCAGUCGGCGGCCGCGCUCCCUCCAUCCCAGACGCCGCGACCCCGAUCUACAGCAACGAGCCGUACCUCGCCUGGCUGGAGCACCUGCUGUCGCAGCCCGACGACGAGCUGGCCAGGGUGAUCAGCACGUCCUACGACGACGACGAGCAGACCGUGCCCCUCUCGUACGCCACGCGCGUCUGCAACGACAUGGCGCAGCUCGGCGCCCGCGGCGUGUCGCUGCUCUUCGCCUCGGGCGACGAGGGCGUCGGCUUCAGCGGCUGCUGCAGCUCCAACGACGGGACAGACCGCUCCUCCUUCCUGCCCGAGUUCCCCUCCUCGUGCCCCUUUGUGACCUCCGUCGGCGCCACCAUGAACUUCACCCCGGAGGUCGUCGCACAAAAGGAGAGCAAAGGCUACGCGAGCGGCGGCGGCUUCUCGAACUACUUCUCCCGGCCCCUGUACCAGGAGGCCGUUGUCGACGCCUAUAUCGAGUCCCUAGGUGGCAGGGAUGCGGGCUUCUACAACCCAAGCGGCCGCGGGUACCCUGACAUCGCAGGCCAGGGGUACUCGUACGUCGAGGUGUGGAACUCGCGCCAAGUACGCGUGUCUGGCACCAGCGCGUCCACGCCCGCCAUCUCCGCCAUAUUUGCGUUGGUCAACGACGCGCUGAUCGCUGCUGGCAGGAGCCCGCUUGGGUUCCUCAACCCGUGGCUUUACAAGCGAGGUCACAAGGCCUUCACGGAUAUCACAUCGGGUAGUGCCGUGGGCUGCUCUGAGCUUGGGGACGGCCUCGGAUUCCCUGCGAAGGAGGGCUGGGAUGCAGUGACUGGCUUUGGAACGCCUAGGUUCAAGGAUAUCCUCGAGGUCUUGGGUGUUGGCAAUGCUACGUUCACGGGCAAGAAGCAGGGCUGGAGUGUGUCACAAUGA
Messenger RNA from Diaporthe citri, 1875 nucleotides. RefSeq lists its product as uncharacterized. Gene Ontology annotation, molecular function: tripeptidyl-peptidase activity; serine-type endopeptidase activity. NCBI's taxonomy places the organism in Eukaryota, Fungi, Ascomycota, Sordariomycetes, Diaporthales, Diaporthaceae. The coding region runs from base 1 to 1875 and encodes 624 amino acids. The record is from RefSeq and is a predicted model, not a curated record. Gene Ontology annotation, biological process: proteolysis. The transcript has a single exon.